AUGUCUCCAAGACCACCAACAUGUCUUCAGCCCUUGAUUGCUCGUCUACCCCCUCAAGUUCGCUUCCUCCCUUACCCCGCCAUUAGGAUAAUAUCCCUUUUGAUCCUCAUCAAUAUUGUUAUUUGGGUCGUGGUUUCUAUUGUUUUGCGUUCUAAUCCACUUCUAUCUUCGUCGGCUGUACUUUCAUAUACAUUUGGUUUGAGACAUGCUCUCGAUGCCGAUCACAUUUCCGCCAUCGAUCUCAUGACCCGCCGUCUAAUUGCCUCCGGUUCGCCUCAUACAUCCCAACCCGUAACAGUCGGUACCUGGUUCUCGUUGGGUCACUCUACCAUCGUCAUAAUAACCUGUAUCGUCGUUGCAGCCACCUCUGGCGCUCUCGAAUCCCGCUUCAAUUCUUUUCGCAACGUGGGAGGUAUUAUCGGUACGGGCAUUUCGGCUGGUGUUCUGAUCUUACUGGGGAUUGGUAAUGCAUGGAUUUUAUGGAGAUUGGUGGUGAAGAUGAGAGGAGUACUAAGGGAAGAAGUCGAUGGGGAUGGAGGUGAGACUGGAUUGGGCUUCGAAGGAGGAGGAAUCAUGAUGAGAGUUCUGAGAAGGGUCUUCAAAGUGAUUGAUCGUCCUUGGAAAAUGUAUCCGCUGGGUGUGCUAUUUGGUCUUGGUUUUGAUACCAGUAGUGAAAUCGCGGUACUUGGAAUUGCAUCUGUUCAAGGCGCGAAAGGAACUAGCAUUUGGCUGAUUUUGAUUUUUCCCGUUUUAUUUACUGCCGGCAUGUGUCUAAUCGACACCACCGACGGCGCACUAAUGAUGACGCUCUACACAUCCACGUCUCUCGCUCGCGACACCAUAGCAAUCCUCUACUACUCAAUUGUUCUUACAGGUAUCACAGUUCUAGUAGCCAUCUGCAUCGGAGUGAUCCAAUUACUUUCCCUUAUUGCGAACUUCUCAACAGGACCGUUUUGGGAUGGGGUGAAUGCUGCGGGUGAUCAUUUCGAUGUUAUUGGUGGGGGCAUUUGUGGCGCUUUUGUCGUUUUUGGGGGUGCGAGUGUGGUGAUUUAUGGUCCUUGGAGGAGGUGGGUUGAGAAGGGUAGGGUGGGGGGAAGAGGGGCGGGGAUGGGGUUGGAGAAUGGGAGUGGGAGUGGGAGUGGGAGUGGAGAGACAGAGGUAGAAUUGGGGGUUAUGGGGAAGAAGGGAAAGAAGGAAGAUGAGAUUAGAGAUAUGGAUAGAGAUGAGAAAGAUAUUGGCAGACUUAGAGACAAGGUGAUUGAAGUGGAAUAA
Molecule: messenger RNA, 1272 nt
Organism: Sclerotinia borealis F-4128
Lineage: Eukaryota; Fungi; Ascomycota; Leotiomycetes; Helotiales; Sclerotiniaceae
Source: the annotation of a GenBank genome assembly